Messenger RNA from Alnus glutinosa, 597 nucleotides. RefSeq names its product pentatricopeptide repeat-containing protein At4g19440, chloroplastic-like. The transcript is spliced from 2 exons. The coding region runs from base 1 to 597 and encodes 198 amino acids. Lineage: Eukaryota; Viridiplantae; Streptophyta; Magnoliopsida; Fagales; Betulaceae. Gene Ontology annotation, molecular function: protein binding. The record is from RefSeq and is a predicted model, not a curated record.
AUGACUUCCGAUCCUUUCUUCCAACCUCCUCAAAGCACCAUCCGUACAGGGCGAGGGCUUUCUCCGGAUGUUUACUUGUUUAGAACUACAAUUAAUGUAUUUUGUAAGGGAAAGAAGGUUGAAGAUGCAAUUGGGUUGUUCAUGAAAAUGGAGGAGUUGGGUAUUGCUUCAAAUGUUGUUACAUACAAUAAUAUUAUUCAUGGGCUACGCAAGAACAGGAGAUUAGAUGAGGCAUUGCAGUUUAGAGAGAGGAUGCAAAUGUUGGAUUGGGGGGUUGUACCUAAUGAGGUUGUAUAUAACACAUUAAUUGAUGGGUAUUGUAAAGCAGGAAAUAUUAGUCAAGCACUGAAGAUAACGGAUGAUAUGAUAUCAAAGGGCAUAACUCCUAAUACAGUUACUCUUAAUUCUCUUAUACUGGGUCUUUGCGAAAGUAAUGAUAUGGAGCAUGCUGAGCAUGUUUUAGAGGAGAUGUUAUUGAGUGGGUUACCUAUAAGCCAUGUGGCUUAUACUUCGAUCAUUCACGGGUUAUGUAUGAGGUCUAAGUUUGAUUCUGCACUUUUGUUCACCAAGAAGAUGCGUGCUGUCAAGAAACUCUAG